CGCAAAACAGUCGUGCCGCGCGGGCUGCGGAUGUGCCUUCCUACAUUGAUAAUGUUAAUUUAUGCCCAAACAUUUGCAAUUUUCUCGGUUUAACAUUCAAAUUCAGUAUGUUUGAAAGUAAAAGUGGUCUUUAAUCGGCUUUGUAAGUGGUAGUAACAGGAAGUUUAAGCACUGCCGCAUCCGAUUCGAAGCGCUUCUAGAGAGUGUGGUUCUAGUAAAACAUACUUUAAUAAUUCUUUCCGAACUGAUCCGUUGUAAUGCAUCGCGAUGGAGUUCCAGGACGAGAUUGUCAUAGAGCGCACCAAAAUAAUGGCCGCCAAUGCGGAAAACUCGUUCCAGUAUGAAGAGGUACAAAUCAAAGAAGAAAUUGCAUCUGAUUCAGAGGAAAUAGUACCAGUAAUAAGCAACGGGAAGAAAGCAGGGGCACAACAGCAAAGCAACAGCAAACAUCACGUGCACGAAGAAGAUAUUCUGUGUGGCCUUUACCCAUUGGAAGAUAACAACAAUAAUGCAAAAGCCAGGGCUAAGCAUCAAUGCGAGAAUUGCCUCGAAUCGUUCGACAGUAUCGUACGCCUGCGUCGGCACGAGCGAAAGCAUUGGAUGAAAAGCUGCCCAAUAUGCAACAAGAAGGUGCAGGUGGAUAAUUUAAAGUUUCACAUCGGCCGUAUGCACGGUAGCGAUGAGCGGUGCGCUGAAAAACGGCCCUUCCAGUGCACGGAAUGCGAUAAAUCGUUUUUUCUCCCGAACCACCUGUUAGAGCAUGGGCAGACGCACCAGAAGGCAAGCUGCCCGGUGUGUGGGGAAUCGUUCAGACCGUCCUACCUCAAGAACCACAUAGCCAGAAAGCAUCCGGAUGAUGACGUGGGACUUUCGAAAACCCCCACCGUGUACCGUUGCAGUGCAUGCAAGCAAACGUUUGUCAGUAAAUCCCUGCUCUGGACUCACCAGCAGAUGCAUAAGAAGGUGGAGUGUACGAUAUGCAACAAAACGUUCCGGCAGGAUGGUAUGAAAAUGCACAUGGCCACCACCCAUCGGGAGUAUCUGUCGCCUUCGGAGACUCCAUCGUACAAGUGUGAUAAAUGCGAACGGACAUUCCUGUACAAAAAGCAGCUGACGAAGCACCAACGCUAUCACCCCCGGAUGGUAAAGUGUGCGAUUUGUGAACGGUCGUUUAAAACGAACCACAUCAAAAUCCACACAGCAGAGGAACAUGGUGCACCGGAGUAAUGUGUGAUUGUAAAACUCUAUCGAAGCAAAAGUAGUAAAGAAUUUUGAAUUUUGAA
Messenger RNA from Anopheles merus, 1283 nucleotides. RefSeq names its product zinc finger protein 530-like. Lineage: Eukaryota; Metazoa; Arthropoda; Insecta; Diptera; Culicidae. Gene Ontology annotation, cellular component: nucleus. Bases 268 to 1227 code for a protein of 319 amino acids. The transcript is spliced from 2 exons. Gene Ontology annotation, biological process: regulation of transcription by RNA polymerase II. Gene Ontology annotation, molecular function: RNA polymerase II transcription regulatory region sequence-specific DNA binding; DNA-binding transcription factor activity, RNA polymerase II-specific. The record is from RefSeq and is a predicted model, not a curated record.